Linum trigynum is the source of this 2987-nucleotide messenger RNA. NCBI's taxonomy places the organism in Eukaryota, Viridiplantae, Streptophyta, Magnoliopsida, Malpighiales, Linaceae. The record is from the annotation of a GenBank genome assembly.
GUGAUCCCGGAAUAAAGCCUUCCCCUAGUGGCAAUCCUGUAAUUUCGUCUCCCCCAAAUGUUGAGUUGAAUUCCCACUUCUACUGAUUACUGUGUACUCCCCUUUGUAUUUAGCUCAUCUCCCUCCCUCCCAACCCACUCCUCCUUCCCAUUUAACUUGCCCAAUUCUUUUCCCCCUCACCCAAACGCAAAAAACCAAAAGAAAAAGUAAACGAGGGGGGAAAACCCGCCAAAUCCGCUUCCCUUACCUCGGCCGGCCGAUUCGCUCCGUCUCCUUCUGGCUUGGCUUCUCAUCUGAAUUAGUGGAAGCCGCGGCGAGCGACCGAGCUCUUCCUGCCGAUCGAUUACCUUCGAGGCUGCUCCGUCUCCUUCUGUGGUCGAGUACACCAAUUGAGGGGAGACUGGAAAGAAUGACGUCGGGCUCGAGAAUGCCGACGUGGAAGGAGAGGGAGAACAACAAGAGGAGAGAGCGGCGGAGGAGAGCGAUCGCCGCCAAGAUCUACUCCGGGCUAAGGAUGUACGGGAACUACAAGCUUCCGAAGCACUGCGACAACAACGAAGUCCUCAAAGCUCUCUGCAACGAAGCUGGAUGGACCGUUGAAGAAGACGGAACCACUUACAGAAAGGGGUGUAGACCAGUGGAGAGAAUGGACAUACUGGGAGGUUCAACAUCAGCAAGCCCCUGUUCAUCAUACCAGCCUAGUCCAUGCGCAUCCUACAACCCAAGCCCCGCCUCAUCUUCUUUCCCCAGCCCCAUCUCCUCCCACUACACCACCAGCAACCUAGCCAACAACGCCGCCGCCGACGCCAAUUCCCUGAUCCCCUGGCUUAAGAACCUCUCAUCCAGCUCAUCUUCAACCUCGUCCAAGAACAACCACCCUCACAGCCUCUACAUCCACACGGGCUCCAUAAGCGCGCCGGUCACCCCGCCGCUGAGUUCCCCUACAGCCAGAACCCCACGCAAGCACAGCAACAACAACAACAACGACUGGGACGAUCAAUCCGCCGCCGGCCCUUCGUCGUGGGGCGGGCAGAACUACCCCUUCAUGCCUUCUUCGAUGCCAUCAUCUACCCCGCAGAGCCCCGGUCGCCAUGGGAUGCUGCCCGAUUCGGGCUGGCUAGCCGGCAUCCAAAUACCACAAAGCGGGCCAUCGUCCCCGACGUUCAGCCUGGUGGCCCGGAACCCGUUCGGGUUCAAGGACGAGCCAUUGUCCGGUGCUGGGUCGAGAAUGUGGACGCCUGGGCAGAGCGGGACGUGUUCGCCUGCUGUGUUUGAUCAGACCGCGGAUGUUCCCAUGGCGGACAGCUGCAUGGCGGCGGAGUUUGCUUUUGGGAGCAGCAAUGCAGCUGCUAGGUUGGUGAAGCCUUGGGAAGGCGAGAGGAUACACGAGGAGUUGAUAUCUGAUGAUCUUGAGCUUACGCUCGGCAACUCCAAGACUAGCUUUGGUGCAGAUGAAAGGAAGAAACCGAGACUGGUCUCGUCCGAAUGUGUUUCCGGGGAUGCCGGUGGCGUUUCGUCAUCGUCGGCGAAUUCCUGCGAUGAUGGGAAAGGAAGUUUGUGGAUGGGAAGGCGGCAGUUGAGUUAGGAGUGCGUACAGUGAGUAGGAUCUCAGCUGUCUUCCUUUUCCUGUUCUCCAAAGCCAUUCAGUUCCGUUGAUGUUGGUUCGUGUUCAUGCCUUCGUUUUUCACCCCCUUCGUUUCCAUUCUUCAAUUUUUUUGUUGUUGUUGAGAGAAGUAGCUUAUUAUUAUUAUGAAAUUAAUAUACUACAAUACGAUACCUGCUGCAUCGUACGUUCGUGUGACUUCCAAUUUGGUAAUGAGAAGGAAUUGGGUGGAUGUGUGGGGGAGUUUUUUCGUCCAUGUAAUUCAAUCAAGCACAUUACCUUUCUGUCGUAUGUACUUGGUGGGUUUGUUAAUUAUGAGGCAGCAGAGCAUGGGAUGUGAAAGAAAACUAGAAAAGUGUGUGCCAUUAUGGUUUUAGCCAUUGUCCCCGUCAUUCAUAUACAAACAUCAAAAACUGGUAACGACACAGCCAGUGGCCACCGAAUCCACUAGCACUGUACUAAGUUGCACCGAAAGCGAGCAGUAAGUAAGAUUGCAAUGGCGGGGCCUGGCUGCAAUAAUGUCGAUCAUUGCCCCAACUUACCACUAAUCCAACACUGUUGUCGAAGUGGAUGAGAAAAAAGCGCUCCCCGACAGGACAGGACAGGACAAACAUGUUCGUGCAAUAGUGAAAUCGGCGACAGACAAGUUUGCAAACGAUUCUGGAACAUCAUCAUGGUUCCAUUCCCAUUUUUUAGCUGCCCGGGUUUGAUAUUGAUUUGAAUCCGCCAUUGAUAUUCUACUAGCUCCCAAGCCAUCAAUGAAGAACGAGAAGAUUCCCACGAAUGAUAAUAUCCUUUCUAUACAUAAAUCUGUACUGUACAUAUUUGAUUCUGUUUUCCAGUACUGCCGGAUCACUUUCAUGCAUUCUGGAGCAUUUAAGAUUUAAGAAUGGUGGUGGGCAAAUAGUAAACAAGACGGCUUUACAAUCAAAUGAUAUGAUCAUCUGGGGGGAAGAAAGAUAUACAAUUAGAACAUUUUGCAGGAACUGGGCUAUUAUCCCUCUGUUGAGCUCUUCAUUUUCGCUCAUUCGGGCUGCUAUUAGUCGGUGAGCUUCUGAUACAGAUCGUCCAGCGUGCGAUAGAGAAUGGCGGCAGCAGGUGGUCUGGGCAGAGGGCCGAGCAGUAUGUCUGAUGUUGAUAAAGAUUGGCUACCGUAGAACCUGGCAUUCUCUUUCGUCCGUGUGGUAACCAUGCUGCUUUCAAGCGAGCAGCCCACGAAGGCUCCUGCACAGACAGUCAUACGGCAAACAAUCACACUUCUUUAUGAUGUAUGGUUAUAGGCCCGCCAUCACCAUUACAUGGUGCUCGUGAAACCAUGGAACAAACUUGAAGACCAAGAAAAGGAGUUUCCAAUUCAAAGAGACAAUUAAGCAAAAUUCGACGA